This is a messenger RNA of Adineta ricciae, 948 nucleotides long. Lineage: Eukaryota; Metazoa; Rotifera; Eurotatoria; Adinetida; Adinetidae. The record is from the annotation of a GenBank genome assembly.
AUGACAACUGUGCAACUUGCUUCUAUCGGAACAAAUUUCACAAUUUAUGCAGGUUCCGUUCUUUUCUCUCUUGGCUUUUCGGGUAAUAUCGUAACCAUAUACAUUUUUCGAAAGGCACGCAAUACGCCCAUUACAUUUAUAUUAAUUAUGCUUUCGAUUGCGAAUUGUUUAUCAUUGAUUGUUGGUUUAUUAAAUCGAAUUCUGGUCGCGAUAGUUGGUAUUGAUCCAACUCUGGUUUCACCUAUUUGGUGUAAACUACGUGUGUACAUUGGUCAAACAUCUGUUCUGAUUUGUCAGUCGUGCGCUUGCUUAGCAUCGGUCAAUUGUUUCCUCACAACAUCCCGAGAUAUUCACCGACGUCGACUAGUGUCUCUUACUCGAUCUCGUCUGUCUGUUCUUCUAAUCGUUAUCUUGUGGCUCGUUCAUGGUUUAUUCAAUCCAAUAUUAACCGAAUUAGUCAUCAUUCCGGGUAAAUCAUCAACAUGCUCCUUAACAAAUCUGAUCGCAACAACUUAUACGGGAUUCUUUCUCCGUCCAAUUCUAAUUGGCGUUUUCCCCAUAUCUAUACUGAGCAUCUUCGGAAUGUUAACAUAUCGAAAUUUACAUCUGAUGCAUCAUCGACGACGCUUCGAUCAGCAAAUCGUUUGUAAGAUGUUACUCUUUCAAAUGAUAGCAUAUGUGGUAGGAACGGCACCCUAUGCAAGUUUUUAUGCUUAUCAAACGAUUAGUUCAACUCUACGUGUAAAAUCAACGAUUGAACGUGCACAAGAAUCUUUGAGUCUUGACUUUAUAAACAUUAUUUUCUAUACACCACAAGCAUCGCCUUUCUAUGUUUAUUAUUUGUCAUCGGGAAUUUUUCGAAAACAAGUCAAAGAUCUUUUCACCUUCUGUGCUCACAAUCGUGUUACUCCAAUUGCCGGAAAUGACAAUACUGAACCUAAAAUAUAA